This is a messenger RNA of Nicotiana tabacum (common tobacco), 1495 nucleotides long. RefSeq names its product ammonium transporter 2 member 5-like. Gene Ontology annotation, molecular function: ammonium channel activity. The record is from RefSeq and is a predicted model, not a curated record. Gene Ontology annotation, biological process: ammonium transmembrane transport. NCBI's taxonomy places the organism in Eukaryota, Viridiplantae, Streptophyta, Magnoliopsida, Solanales, Solanaceae. Gene Ontology annotation, cellular component: plasma membrane.
AUGGCGUACUUGCCUAGAAACCUCCAACCAGAUGAUGCAAAUCCCCCAUGGAUGAACAAAGCUGAUAACGCUUGGCAAUUGACUUCAGCCACUCUCGUUGGCCUUCAAAGUGUUCCAGGUCUUGUCAUCCUUUAUGGUAGCAUCGUCAAGAAGAAAUGGGCUCUCAACUCGGCUCUGAUGGCCCUUUACGCUUUUGCAGCAGUCCUUGUUUGUUGGGUUGGCUGGGGAUAUCAAUUAGCCUUUGGUGACACAUUAGUUCCAUUUCUUGGAAAACCAGAUAUUCAUGCCUUGGACCAGAAGUUCCUAAUGAGUCAAGCAUUUUUCGGCAAGUAUCCAAAUGCUUCCAUGGUUUAUUUUCAGUUUGUGUUUGCGGCCAUCACUUUGAUUCUAAUAGCUGGUGCCUUGCUUGGGAGGAUGAAUUUUAUUGCAUGGAUGUUGUUCGUUCCUCUUUGGCUUACUUUUUCUUAUACAGUUGGUGCUUUUAGUAUUUGGUGCCCUCAAGGUUGGUUGUUCCGAAUGGGAGUUAUUGACUAUUCCGGAGGUUUUGUUAUUCACCUUUCUUCUGGUGUUGCUGGUUUCACUGCAGCUUAUUGGGUCGGACCAAGGGCGCCAAGAGACAGGGAGAGGUUCCCACCAAAUAACAUAUUGUUAAUGUUGGCUGGUGCUGGCAUUCUAUGGAUGGGAUGGACAGGAUUCAAUGGCGGCGAUCCAUAUGUUGCUAGUCUUGAUGCAUCCUUAGCCUCCUGAANUGUGCUUAACACGCAUGUAUGCGCUGCUGCGAGUUUGCUCACUUGGCUAAUGUUAGACAUUCUCUUCUAUGAAAAGCCUUCUGUCAUUGGUGCUACCCAAGGGAUGAUCACUGGCUUAGUUUGCAUUACUCCUGCAGCAGGGGUGGUGCAAGGUUGGGCAGCAAUACUAAUGGGGUUAAUGUCCGGAUGCAUUCCAUGGUUCAGUAUGAUGUUCCUCCACAAGAAAAUGUGGUUACUAAAACAAGUAGACGACACCAUGGCAGUGUUCCACACACACGCGGUAGCAGGAACCUUAGGCGCGAUUCUAGCAGGUGUAUUGGCAAAUCCAAGACUCAGUCGCAUCUUCUACAUGGUUGAUGAUUGGCCAAAGUAUAUAGGCUUUGCUUAUGGCAUUCAAAAUGGGAGGUCGCGUGCAGGGCUCAGGCAAUUAUGGGUACAAUUAAUAGGCAUUGGAUUUGUUUUCGUUUGGAAUGUGAUUAGCACUAGUGUGAUUUGCUUAUUAAUUAGGAUGGUGGUUCCUCUGAGGAUGACAGAAGAAGAGGUAAGUGAAGGAGAUAAUGCAGUACAUGGAGAGGAGGCCUAUGCACUGUGGGGUGAUGGGGAGAAAUUUGACAACUCAAGGCUUCAGUUAGUUCAUGAAAUUGAAGAACCUCCCUUGUCUAAAAGUGGCUAUGGACUUUGAUUGGAUAGUCUGUUGCUAAUGUUAUUACAGCAUGUUAAAAUAUUUGUCAAGUUAAAUAAUUCUC